CAGCGGAAGAAGAGGACUCGGCCGCAGAAAGAAGGGAUCACUUGCAGCCGUCAGGAUGCAGAGCACCACCAACUACCUGUGGCUCAUCUCGGACCUGCUGGGUCAGGGAGCGACGGCCAACGUUUACCGCGGCAGACACAAGAAAACCGGAGACCUUUACGCUGUCAAAGUGUUCAACAACCUGAGCUUCCUCAGACCGCUCGACGUCCAGAUGAGAGAGUUCGAGGUUCUGAAGAAACUGAACCACAAGAACAUCGUCAAACUGUUCGCUGUGGAGGAGGAGUCUAACACCCGUCACAAGGUCUUGGUGAUGGAGUACUGUCCUUGUGGAAGUCUCUACACAGUUUUAGAGGAGUCAUCCAACGCUUACGGACUUCCUGAGGACGAGUUCCUCAUAGUCCUGCACGAUGUGGUGGCAGGUAUGAACCACUUGAGAGAGUACGGUAUUGUUCACCGGGACAUCAAACCAGGAAACAUCAUGCGUGUGAUCGGAGAGGACGGACGCUCCGUCUACAAACUCACAGACUUCGGAGCAGCGAGAGAGCUGGAGGACGACGAGCAGUUUGUGUCUCUGUACGGCACUGAGGAAUACCUGCACCCCGACAUGUACGAGCGAGCCGUGCUGAGAAAAGACCACCAGAAGAAAUACGGCGCCACGGUGGAUCUGUGGAGCAUCGGGGUCACGUUCUAUCACGCCGCCACCGGCAGCCUCCCGUUCAGGCCGUUUGAAGGACCGCGCCGGAACAAAGAAGUCAUGUAUAAAAUCAUCACAGAGAAACCGUCCGGGACGAUCUCCGGCCACCAGAAGUGUGAGAACGGGAAGAUCGAGUGGAGCACGGAGAUGCCGGUUUCCUGCAGUCUGUCGAAGGGUCUUCAGAGCCUCCUGACUCCGGUCCUCGCAAACAUCCUGGAGGCUGAUCAGGAGAAAUGUUGGGGCUUCGACCAGUUCUUCGCCGAGACCAACGACAUCCUGCACCGGACCGUCGUCUACGUGUUCAGCCUCCAGCAGGCCACGCUGCACCACGUCUACAUCCACGAAUACAACACGGCGGCGCUGUUCCAGGAGCUGCUGUCCCGCAGGACCAGCAUCCCGCUGCACAACCAGGAGCUCCUGUACGAGGGCCGCCGCCUCGUCCUGGACCCCAACCGCCAGGCCAAGACCUUCCCCAAAACCUCCAGAGACAACCCCAUCAUGCUCGUGAGCCGCGAGUCUGUCGCCACCGUGGGACUCAUCUUUGAAGACCCCAGUCCUCCUAAAGUCCAGCCUCGCUACGACCUGGACCUGGACGCCAGCUACGCAAAGACUUUUGCAGGUGACGUUGGACAUUUAUGGAAAACUUCAGAGUCUCUGCUGGUUUAUCAGGAACUGGUGCGAAAAGGUGUUCGAGGUUUAAUAGAGCUGAUGAAGGAGGACUACAGCGAGAUUCUGCACAAGAAGUCUGAGGUUUUCCAUCUGUGUAACUACUGCACACAGAUCCUGGAGAGGACCGAGCAGCUGUUUGAGGUGCUGAUGCAGGCCAACAUGUUGUCGUCAGAAUAUGACGAGAUCUCGGACAUGCACAAGAAAGUUCUCAGGAUCUCCGGCUCUUUGGAGCCCAUUGAACGAACAACACAAGACAUCAAGAGUAAAUUCCUCUCGGGGGGCCUGCUGACCGACGGCUGGACGCAGCAAGUGGGGACGCACCCCGAGGACAGGAAUGUGGAGAAAAUCAAAGUGCUGCUGGACGCCAUCACAGCCAUCUACCAACAGUUCAAGAAGGACAAAGCAGAGAGACGUCUCCCGUACAACGAGGAGCAGAUCCAUAAAUUUGACAAACAGAAGCUGGUCCUUCAUGCCAGUAAAGCGAGGUCUUUGUUCACGGAGGAGUGUGCCAUGAAAUAUCGUCUCUUCAUCUCCAAGAGUGAAGAGUGGAUGAGGAAGGUUCAUCACGUGAGGAAGCAGCUGCUCGGUCUGUCCGGUCAGCUGAUCAGCAUCGAGAAGGAGGUGACGGUGCUGAUGGAGCGAGCCAUCAAGCUGCAGGAACAGCUGCCUCAGAAGGUUCUUCCUCUGGUGUCCAGUGGGAUGAAGUCUCAGGCUUACCUGAGUCAGAACACGCUGGUGGAGAUGACACUCGGGAUGAAGAAGCUGAAGGAGGAGAUGGAGGGAGUCGUCAAAGAGCUGGCAGAGAACAACCACUUCUUAGAGAGGUUCGGGACUCUGACGCUGGACGGAGGUCUGAGAGGCUGAGACUCGCUGAGAAGCUUCUGCUCUUCUGUAAAUAUUCUGUGUUUAUGUUGUAAAUAAUGUGAGACUGGAAGCCGAAGCUUUUUGUAUGAACGGUUCCUCAUUCAGGUCAGAUCAGAUCAGAUCGGUUCAGAUCAGAUCAGAUCGGUUCAGAUCAGAUCUGUUCGGUUCAGAUCGGUUCAGAUCAGAUCAGAUCGAUUCAGAUCAAAUCGGUUCAGAUCAGAUCAGAUCGGUUCAGAUCGGUUCAGAUCAGUUCAGAAACACGUUGCCACUCUCUGCAGUAGAAGCAGCUCAGCUCGGUUUUAAAGGUGCAAUAUGUCAAAAUUUUACUUUCAAACAUUCAAAAAUGAGCAUUAUCAACAGAAUGUGAAGAACUAGCAGUUCUGACAUCAUUUCAAACUACUGAGGUUAGCAUGCUAACCAGCUAGCUGCAGCCCGUCCUGUCUCUCACCUGAACAGGUGACAGUCGGACAGUUCAGCCCUCUGUAGUUUCGGCUGGGAGACGAAUUUCAGUUUAUGUUUUACAAGCUUUUUUUAGUCUGAACUGAAGUGAACUAAGACGAGUUUAGUCACCAAAUUAACUCAUCGUAAACAAACUUCAUUCAAACUGACGUCUUUCACUGUCGCAACAGUAAAACUCUCCUCGUGUCCCUCAUCGAGCCCGCUGCACGGCUAACUCAGCUAACUAGCUAACAGCAGCUACAGUUAGCGGUUACUCUGGUGAUUUGCUGCCCCCUGUUGGUUUGAAUUUGACAGGGGGCCCAUUCUGACACGUUGCACCUUUAGACGUUUUAAGAUAUUUUUACUUGAUGAGUGAAGGAACUCAGAGCUGUGAGGAAAAGACUUUAAUGAAUCCUUCAGUUACCCUGAAAACAGCAGACGCCCUCACCUGGAUCAAGUUUAAUGAUUCACAAUCACCUGAGGUGAGCCUGCUAAAACCCUGCACGUUACCUCAGACUGAGGUUUAAUUAAUGGAUAAAUUAAUGGGUUUAAGAUGUUUUUCAUGGAUUAAAUUCACAGUUUAAAUUGCUUUUAAGGGGUUAAAACCUUUUCAAAUUCACCAUAAAUAAUGAACUUAGGUGUAAAUGAAAGGAUGCUCUGAUGUUAUUUGGUCAAUUUAAAAACCCUUAAACAGUGGAGAUAAUCUGUUUAAAAUGCCUUAAUUCAAAGUAAACCAUUCUUUUAUCCGUCACUUAAAUGUUGGAAGAAAACCAAAUUUCCCUUCUAAACUAAAUAUACAGUCAAAUAUUUCAGUCUGUCGUGUUGAUAAAAGUCGUUAAAUGUCUGAAUACUAAAUAAAAACGAUCCCUUAAAUUAGAAAGAUUAGUUUGUUUCUGAAGAUGUUUCGGAGCUCUUUCAUAACAACUUCAGAUCAUCGUUAAUGGAUAGUUUCUCAAAUAUUUCAAAUUAAUGUGUAAAUGAAAAUCUACAUCAUUACUUAAUUAGUGUGAUUUUAACGAAAGGAGGAUUGACGGGAUCUCCUCGAUCAGACGUCUUGAUUUAGUUCAAAUGUAUUUGUUUUCAUGGUAAUUUAAGGACUAAUUAAGGCUACUUUAAGGGAUUAUUAUGCCAUAAUGAUUGGAUUGUAAUAAAUUAUGUUGUUUUCUGCAUGGAUUGAAAGGCGCCUGACGGGGAAAAAUAUCCUUAACUGACAUAUUCUGAAUUAAAUUAUUUUGUUAAUUUUAAGGGGUUUUAAGCCCUUAAAAACCCUUUACCUUUGCGGUUAAUGCUGAUUACAUUUGAUGUUUAUUUAUUGUACUUAAAGGCUGAUCAGUAAUCACUAUUUUUUUCCCUCUAUUUGCAUAAAUGUAUUGUCAUAUAUUCUCCGCUGUCAAUAAGCCGCUGGUCUGUUGUAACAUACAGAAAUACCUCUUCACAUUCAUAUCAGCUCAUCUUCGUCUUUUACUCUUUAGAAGAUGUUCAUGUUCUGCUUUGUCAAUAAUCAGCAUUUAAAAUGUUCAAUGACUGUUUGAAAAAAACUGUAAAUAAAGAAACAUCAAAGACG
This is a messenger RNA of Chelmon rostratus (copperband butterflyfish), 4229 nucleotides long. It is a transcript of the gene tbk1, whose product is annotated as TANK-binding kinase 1. The transcript has 21 exons. Gene Ontology annotation, biological process: peptidyl-serine phosphorylation. NCBI's taxonomy places the organism in Eukaryota, Metazoa, Chordata, Actinopteri, Chaetodontiformes, Chaetodontidae. Bases 56 to 2227 code for a protein of 723 amino acids. Gene Ontology annotation, molecular function: ATP binding; protein binding; protein serine/threonine kinase activity. The record is from RefSeq and is a predicted model, not a curated record. Gene Ontology annotation, cellular component: cytoplasm.